This is a messenger RNA of Lactuca virosa, 484 nucleotides long. Lineage: Eukaryota; Viridiplantae; Streptophyta; Magnoliopsida; Asterales; Asteraceae. The record is from the annotation of a GenBank genome assembly.
AUGUUGCAUGUGAUAUCAGACGAGAUGAACUCUCUCGUCUGCUCGUCAAGCUGCCUGGCUCCAAAGCCCGAGCAUGAUCCCUCACCAGUGCCUGAAGUGCCGACUGGCCUAGUGCGUAGCGUCACCAUUCUGAAAAUACACCAUAACAAACGUUGGUACACUCAUCAUAACUCGAGGGAUCUCGCAUACUACAAGUUUCCUGGGUUCAUCUUAGCCUUCCUUGAUUCGAGAUGGGAAGAUAAAACCCACCUUCGCAGGGCCUAAAAAGAAGUAGGGAAGUGGAGCAUGGAAGGAUAAGCUUGAUCAUGGGAAACAAGAAGUCUUCACCAGUAACCAAGAUCGGAGUUUAUUCCUUAGUGUUGAGUAAUGGGUUAGGGCUAGAUUUAAAUAAUUGUUGCUAUUCGCCAGAUAUGGCAAGAAACAUCAUUUCUUUUCAUGGUUUGUUUAGACAAGGUUUCAGAUAUUCAUUUGAUAAUAGUAAUGG